Messenger RNA from Botrytis porri, 1107 nucleotides. RefSeq lists its product as uncharacterized. Gene Ontology annotation, molecular function: oxidoreductase activity, acting on the CH-OH group of donors, NAD or NADP as acceptor. NCBI's taxonomy places the organism in Eukaryota, Fungi, Ascomycota, Leotiomycetes, Helotiales, Sclerotiniaceae. The transcript is spliced from 5 exons. Bases 1 to 1107 code for a protein of 368 amino acids. The record is from RefSeq and is a predicted model, not a curated record.
AUGAAUAUGGGAAUGAAGAUGCCGAAGAAAACUCUCGGAACGAUUGUGGGAGUGGGAGUGGGAAUGGGAAUGGGAAUGGGAAAAAUGAGAGGGUAUGGGCCUGGGUCUGGGAGAAUAAAGAGGGUGGGUGGCGUGAAGAUGUCAUUGAGAUUGGAAUCGAUGGUCUCUUUUCCUUCCGUUAGGUUCUCUGAGGGAUCGAGAGGAUUUCACUCUUCUUCAUAUGCUUCUUCAUCUGCUUCAUCACCAUCACCAUCAUCCCCAUCACCAACCUCGACCGGAGAAAAAUCAAACGCAAACACAAACACAAACCUCCCCUUCACAAACAAAACGAUAUUAGUAACCGGUGCAACCCGCGGGAUUGGGAAAGCAAUUGCGCAAAAAUUUGGAGAGUUGGGGGGAAAGUUGGUAUUGGUGGGGAGGAACCGGGAGGGCUUGGAGGGGGUGAGGAGAGAGAUGAUUAAGGGAAGAGGGGAGGAUGGAAAGGAAGGAGAAGAGGGGGACUGGAUGGCCGUUUGUGGUGAUGUGGGGGAAAGGGAGUUUUGGGAGGGAGAAUUUGGGAGGGGUAAGAGAGUGGCUGAGGGGAAAGGGAACUCCAAUCCCAACCCCAAACCCAAAAUCGACAUCCUCAUCAACGCCGCCGGUCUAACCCACGCCUCUCCCCUCAUAAUCACCUCCCCCUCCCUCAUCGAAAAUGUUCUCCAAACAAAUUUAAUGGGUACAAUCUGGGGAUGUAAAAUUAUCGGAAAAGAGAUGUUGAGACGGAGGGAGGGUUGUAUAAUAAACAUUUCCUCGCUCCUCGGUGUCAAAGGUGGAAGAGGUAGUGCCGCGUAUGCAGCAAGUAAAGCGGGGGUUCUUGGUCUCACCCGCGCCCUAGCCGCCGAAAUGGGUUCUGCAGGAAUCCGAGUCAACGCCAUUGUACCCGGCUAUAUCGAGACGGAUAUGACGAGGGCAAUGUCAGAUCCUGCCCGUUCAGAAGCAUUAAACUCCAUUCCUCUAUCACGUUUUGGAGAUGUAGCCGAAAUAGCCGAUGCCGCCGUCUUUUUAGCAACCAAUAAGUAUGCAAACAAUUGUGUGCUUAAUCUUGAUGGAGGAUUGAGCGCCGUAUGA